Messenger RNA from Astrephomene gubernaculifera, 852 nucleotides. The record is from the annotation of a GenBank genome assembly. Lineage: Eukaryota; Viridiplantae; Chlorophyta; Chlorophyceae; Chlamydomonadales; Astrephomenaceae.
AGCAGCAGCAGCAGUCGGAGGACGAGCCUGGAGGGAGGGGUUUCGGAGCCGGUACGGAGUACACGUGUAGGGCGCGGCAUGGCUAAGCUGGUGACGGUGGCGGCGCCGCAGCAGCAGUGGGAGAGUACGGCAGCGGGCAGCGGGAGCCGCAGCAGCGGGGGCAGCAGCAGCAGCACCAGUGGGGGCAGCGGUGCCGGGGCUAGUGCUAGCACUCGGAUACGCGGUGUGAAGGUGAAGGACCGCGCGCGGCUGCGAGGAGCGGACGAGGAGGCGAGCAGCAGCGAGGCCUCCGACGCUGCCCGCCUGGCUGCCGUACAGCGGCUGGUGGGGCAGGUGCUGCAGGCGGAGCGGCUGGUGGCCAACACGGAGCUGCUGGUACGGCAGAUCACCAUGAAGCUCCACGCGCUGCGCAACGACGCGGUGGUUCGCUCCCAGGCGGAGGGCCAGCUGGCGUCCGUCAGCGCCGCGAUGGCCGCCGCCAAGACCAAGCUGGAGCGACUGCGCAGCCACGUGCCGCCGGACGCACGGUACGACUCGGCGGGGGAGGUGUGGUUCGUCAAGUCAGGGCCAGGAGCAGGAGCAGGAGCAGGGGCUGGGGCUGGGGUGAGGAGAGCGCAGAGGCCGGAUCCCGGGGCUGGGGGUGCUGCGGAUGCGAGCAUGCGGAGGAGCUCCGAAGCGGCGGCGGGGCCAGGCAGCAGCAGUCACAGUAGCAACGGUAGCGGUAGCAGCAGCGGUGCGGAUGGGGGCUUGGUGCUCAGCAGUAGAACCAGGAGAGGUGCGCAGGAUGGUGACAUGGGCGGGGCUGGCAGCAGCAGCGGUGGCAGCAGCAGCGGUGGCAGCAGCAGUGGGUCG